AUUGAUUAUUAGUGUCGGCAGUUUACAUGAAAAUAGAUAUUUGCAAGAAUUAGGUCAAUAUCGAUAAUAGAAUAUACAACUAGUGUGAUUGUUAUUGAAUUAUGCAGCAGAUUCUUCUUACCAAUGGUAUUCGUCUAUUAACAUUGUAUGGAUUUUUAUAAUUUGUACACUUUCAAUGGAAGCCAAUGUAGAUUCAUUGAAUUUUUAAACAAAUUCUAGGAAGAUAGUUUAAAUAAAGCAACAGUGGAUACACAACUGUGUUUUCAUGCAUUCUCCUUUUACCGUGAUAUUCAAAUAAAGUAGAAUAACCGAAAAUGGAUACAAACAAACUUACAUUGGAUGAUAUAAGGAUCAUUCCAUCGGAUGAUUAUGCACUUCACACGUUUCUACUAAAGAUUGGAGAUCAGCUAACAGAGGAAGACUUUAAAAAACUCAAAUUCUGUUGCGCAGGCGAAGGUGGUUUGACUAAAAAUGUUUUAGAGAAGAUAACAGAUUACAUGAGUCUUUUUACUCAUUUGAAAGAACGCAGGAUUCUGACUAAAUACAAUCUUGCGCCAUUACAAGCAAUGAUAUGGCAUUUGGGAAGGAAAGAUUUGUACAAGGAUUUCUUGGAAUAUUGUAAUUCACAGGAUAAAACACUUCAUUUCUUUGUUCCUUCGGAACAUCCAGUUAAUGGUUACAGACAUGUGGAUUUUCAUAUCAGAGGAACUGAUCUAUUUAGUUCAGAUGACUUGGAAGCAUUAAAAGCGGCCAUGUCAGUUUUACUACGCUGUCCAAUGCAUCACAUCAUUAUUGAUGGUAUAGAACCGACAAGCAGCAUUCAUAUUACCAUCAUGAUACCAGAAGUAUGUAUUGCGAUUCUCUUGAACUUAGGAGACCAGGAGAAAAAAAGAUUAUGUUUGCAUGGGGUAGAUCGGAUUAAAGUAGACGAACUACUUAUAGACUGCAAAGAUUUUAAAGAGGACGAAGAAAAACCAACUCUUGAUAAAGAUGCAGCUGUAAAAAAAAUUCUACAACAAAACAGAGAUCUGCAGAUGGAUGUUGAGAACUAUCAGCUCGCUAUUGAACAAGAAAAAGAAAACACCAAAGAAUACAUAUCGAAUAUUACAGAUGCCUUACUAGAAUUAAGGUAUGCCGUGGAAAUAUGUGAAGAAGAAAGAGAUGAAAUUACUCGCAAACUUCAGAAUAUUAUUGACGAAUAUGACGAGAAAUGUUCUGAAUUAAACAAAGUCAUUGAAAAAGCUCAUAUUGUAACGUCGGAAAAUUUCUGCAAAGAUGCUUUAGUAGACCUUAAGGACACUGCUGAAAAAUGUGAAACGGAAAGAGAAGAAAUUAUCUGUAAACUUCAAAACAUUGUUGAUGAAAGUAACUUUGGAGAAACUAGACACAGAAUUUCAGAAUAUGGAUGUAAAGAAACGUUAUUGUACUCAAGAGGAGAUGUACUAAGAUCUUUGUCUCAGCUUGAUAAGUUAGGAAUAGAGGAACUGGAGGAAAAGUCGUGUGAUAUUCAGUCGCAAAUUAUAGAAAUCUUACAAACUAGUCAAGCAUGUGAAAUUACAUCAGAUAUAGUGCAAAGCGUACAAACAGAGAGAAAAAAUCUGGAAAAACUAAAGGAAAAUAUACAGAAUCUAGUGAAUGUUGAGGUUUUUGACAAGGUAUAUUCAGCUGUUCAACGGUUAAAGAAAAUAGAAGAUGUAAUUUUAGUGAAGAAAAGGCAUCGAAGCACAUCAUUAACUUGUUCUUCCGACCAAGAGUCAUAAACUGUACAGCGUUCAAAUUUACCAUAUCGAAAAAUUGAUAAAUUGUGAUUUGCUCCACCUAAACAGUUUUUUCAUGAUUCCAAAUCAAGAUUUUAGUGUUAAAUACAAGUGAAAUGCUAUAAGGCGAAAAGUUACUAUAAUCAUUAGCAGUUAAAUUUACUUUUGAGGGAUAACAGAAAUUCAAGGCAAUAACAUUUUUCGUGUUUCAAGAAAUAUUUUGAAAAGUAAAACAAAAAUGAAUGUUAUUUCCAUGCA
Messenger RNA from Mytilus californianus (California mussel), 2015 nucleotides. RefSeq lists its product as uncharacterized. Bases 315 to 1760 code for a protein of 481 amino acids. The transcript has 10 exons. The record is from RefSeq and is a predicted model, not a curated record. Lineage: Eukaryota; Metazoa; Mollusca; Bivalvia; Mytilida; Mytilidae. Gene Ontology annotation, biological process: regulation of apoptotic process. Gene Ontology annotation, molecular function: protein binding.